UAGAUUCUAGAUACAUCCAUGAGUCAUGACAUCCAAAGGUUAACAAACAACAACAAACAACACAAACACAAUUAACGGUCAAACGUCGAAAUACGUUACCAAGUCAAUGACAUUGUGUAUAUAUAUCUAUAAAAAAAAACAAAAUAUAUUGCAUUAACUACUAAAUUAAUUAUCACCUAAUCAAAGGAUUAAUUAAGAAUUUACUUAAAAUGAAUGCAAAAAAAAUAUGUGUUGAGACAGACCAACGAACCUCUGAUGUAGAUGACAAGGAUCCAAAAGUCGUCAUCAACUCACUGGACUACGACUCAUUAGCAAAAAUCAUCAUGUUGUUGCCAAUACCAGAAAGGAUAGACAUGGAAAAAGUUUGUACCAAAUGGAAAGAGGCAUGUCAACUUGCUUGGUAUGACAUUAAAGAAUAUUCUUGUAAAUCAUCUUGUAAAUGUAAAUCAUCAAUUGGACGUUGUUAUGAUAACCGUUUGUUGAGACAAUCAUACGACAAGGAAAUAUUAUUAAGAUGUGGUAAAUAUCUAAAAGUAUUGUCUCUCUCAGAAAUUUUCGAUUCAAAGAUCAUGACAUUUGUUGGUGAUCACUGUAAAAAUUUAACAAGUCUUGAAUUUGUACUUGAUGUUAAUAAUGCUGAUCACAUUGUUCAAGCAUUUACACAGUUGGAUAAAUUAAAAUGCAUCAAAAUAACAGGGAAUUAUAAUGAACGUGAUAAUGAUGAAGUUAAUCUAUUUGAAAUAAUUAAUAGUCUUCCAGAAGAAAUUAAUGAAAUUCAUAUACAUCAUAAAUAUUGGUCGCACAGUAAACAAGCAGUUCUUUUCGUAAGUUGUUAUUGAAUACCAACUAGUUGUUUAUCACCAGUGACAAACAAUACUAUCAAUCAAAUAAAUACAAAUUAUAUAAAUAAAUUUCUAUUAUUU
Messenger RNA from Aphidius gifuensis, 923 nucleotides. RefSeq lists its product as uncharacterized. The record is from RefSeq and is a predicted model, not a curated record. The coding region runs from base 210 to 839 and encodes 209 amino acids. NCBI's taxonomy places the organism in Eukaryota, Metazoa, Arthropoda, Insecta, Hymenoptera, Braconidae. The transcript has 3 exons.